Aspergillus campestris IBT 28561 is the source of this 1533-nucleotide messenger RNA. RefSeq names its product transferase family protein. Lineage: Eukaryota; Fungi; Ascomycota; Eurotiomycetes; Eurotiales; Aspergillaceae. Bases 1 to 1533 code for a protein of 510 amino acids. The transcript has a single exon. The record is from RefSeq and is a predicted model, not a curated record.
AUGGAUAAAACACGCCUCUUCCCUUCUUCUCGUCCGCUCCAGCCCAUUUCAACCCCGCUUUCCAUCCUCGACGCCACAGUUGUUCGUUACGCUCCUACGGGAGCUAUAUGGCUCUUCGAACACAUCCCCGAGGGUGUCAGCGAGACUGAGUUUCUUGACCGUUUGCGCUCGUCUUUGGCGGAUGCCCUUAAUGACUUUCCACACUUUGCAGGCCAGCUGCAGUGGGCACCGGUGCGGCCGGGCGGUUCACACACUGAGCGCUUCAAUCGACCCGUAAUCAUAUAUGGCGACGAAAGAGAUCCAGGCGUCGAAUGGAGCGUCGUGCGACAUUCAUCCAUCUCGCUACAGUCGCUGGCACCCUCGGCGUCAGAGCGGGCGUCUGGAGAGGGGGUCUGGAUAGGAGACGAAUUCGCGCAGAGCCUGUUCCUCUCGAAUACGUCGCUGCCGUUGCACGAUCUGCGAGAAUGUGAAGGAAUCCCUGCCGUGCAGAUCCAGCUCAGUCUGUUCAAUGACGGGGGAUAUGGUAUUGGUAUCAAAAUGGUCCAUUGUUUGGCCGAUGCACAAGCACUGAUGGUGUUUGUCCAUCACUGGGCAGCCAAAAGUCGCAAAUCAUUCUCUUCCACCGACACCUCUUCUCUCAUGGACGCGCCCAUCUUCAAUCCAGCCCUACUAGACGAAUGUGCCGCAGGAGACAUUGAUGGACCAGCUACUGACCCUGCGUUGGCCUCUGCCGCUCGCCAGCUCCCACUCCACCGGUUUGACUGGUGGCGCACCGAUGCCUCCGGAUACCCGCCUUUUUCGCUUCCAACGACAGAGAACUCCAAACCAUCAGCGGAAACGCUCUCCCAGAUCGAACUAUCGCCUUCCACCUCCGCGCCGUGGUUAACGUGGGAUUUUUCCCGGCCGGUGCGGUACACACAACUACACUACCCCGGACCCGAGCUCGACCACCUGAAGGAACAGGCGCGCGCGGACGGUCGUCCGGACAUAUCGCGGUUAGAUGCGUUGCUGGCCCACAUCUGGUCGGCGAUCAACCGCGCGCGAGGUCAUAGCGAUUCAACCGAGGACGUCUUUCUCAAUCUCACGCUCGGGGUGCGCGCACGUGUAUCGCCUCCAUUGCCCGACUCCUUUAUCGGCUCUCCGCUGUUCCUCGCUCAUCUCCAGAACUCGGGUGCGUCCGCCUGUGCUUCCAGUGUAGGGCAAACAGCGAGCCAGAUCCGGGAGACAAUGCUACGUUUCACGCCCGACGUGGUGGGCGCCAUGCUGCACGAUGCGGCGCAUGAGAUGUGCCCCCAGCGGCUGUGGCAGGCGUUUCUAGGUACACAGCAUACGAUAGUGACGUCUUGGCUGCGGCUUAAGGUGUAUGAGGUGGACUUUGUUGGAUCCAAGGAGCAACCUCGGUAUGUGCAUGCGGUGAUGCCUAAGAUGGAUGGCUGUUUGCAAGUUAUGGAUCCGGGGUUGGAUGAUGGGGGUGUCGAUAUUGCUUUGUAUUUAGAUGGAGAGGCGAUGGAAAAGCUGCUAGUGGAUAGAUAG